CGCGGAAGAUGACAACGAUAUUACGGGAUAUACAGUAUUCGUGAUAAUAUUAGUAGCCAACAGGGAACAACCACAACAACAACAAGGAUUCAUCAGCAGAGUUGACAGUUUUCACUUUUUACACGAAUGCUUUUUUAAAACUGCAAAAUGAAGCGAGAAAUACCGCGCCAGCAAUCAUUGAUUGUUCCAGAAAUUCAAAAUCCAUUCGUGCACAAGGUACAUUUGGGUUAUCUGGAUAUGAUACAAGUUGCAUUUAUGUCAGUGACGAUAGCCCCUUUAAGGUUAUUAUUAGUGGGUAUUUCUUUACUAUUGGCUUGGCCUCUUGCUGCGCUGGCUGUUUCAUUCAGAAGUAAAGAGGAGCAGAACCAGCCAUUGUCAGGUUGGAGAAACUAUUUACUGCGGCCAAUCAUAUCAUUCCUGAGUAGAUGUGUAUUUUUCGCUGGUGGUUUUCACCAUGUCUCUGUUAAAGGCGUGAGAGCCCCACCCACUGAGGCAGCGGUCCUGGUCACGGCACCACAUUCGUCUUAUUUUGAUGCACUACCUGUAGUGUUCCUGGAUUUAACAUCCGUAGUUGCGAAGGCAGGAAUAGCAUCGGCACCAAUAUUUGGAACAUUACUUAAAUUUACCCAGCCUGUACUUGUUAAACGUGAAGAUCCGAACUCACGUCAGAACACGGUAAAGGAAAUACAGAAUCGUGCUCAGGCGGGAGGAUGGCCACAGAUUCUCAUAUUUCCCGAGGGAACUUGCACAAACAGAAGCUGCCUUAUCUCAUUCAAAUUAGGUGCAUUUCACCCAGGAGUUCCAGUCCAACCUGUGUGCCUAAGGUAUCCCAAUAGACUGGAUACAGUCACAUGGACAUGGGAAGGACCAGGGGUGUUUACUUUGCUGUGGCUCACAUUAUGUCAGUUUAAUACAAGAUUAGAAAUAGAAUAUUUACCUGUGUAUACGCCAAGUGAAGAGGAAAAGGCAGAUCCCAAGUUAUUUGCUAAUAAUGUCCGUAAAGUUAUGGCAGAAGCGUUAGGUGUACCAGUUACAGAUCAUACAUAUGAUGAUUGCCGUCUAAUGAUGAAGGCCCGUAAACUAAAUCUACCUAUGGAAUCUGGCCUUGUAGAGUUCCAGAAACUACACAAAAAAUUAGGGAUUAGUGUAGAUGAUAUGCACACAUUGUUGGAAAAGUUCAGCAGUAUAGAUCUACAAGGCAAAGGGGUGAUAACUGUGUCCGAGUUCUCAAAAUAUUUGCAAGUACCAGAAUCUCAAUCACUCAAGGAUGUGUUUGCAAUGUAUGAUAGGGAUGGGUCAGGAUCUAUAGAUUUUCGGGAGUAUGUGAUAGGUUUAUCAUUGAUCUCAGCACCUGUUAAUACAGAUAGCACAAUUUCUCUAGCAUUCCAGUUGUUUGACUCGAGUAAGCAAGGUUAUAUAAGUGAAGAAGAUCUCUCCCAUAUAUUGUAUAAUUCAUUUGCUAUGUUAGAUGUAGAUGUGGCAGAACUCUUCAAACAGAUAGAUGCUGAUGAGGAUGGUAAAAUCACAUAUGGAGAGUUUAAGGCAUUUGCUGAGAAGAGACCAGAAUAUGCAGCUGUGUUUAUGGCCUAUCAGGAGCUAAAGAAAGAUGAUACUAAUGGAAAUGCUACCACAGAAACUGAAGGUCAUGUCAAGUCAGAAUAGGUCAUAAGGUCACAAAACAAUUAUUUAUGAACAAAGUCAGUUGCAAUGAAUUUAUAUAGUUCAAAUAGGAUAUAGACCAUAAAUCCAGUUAUGUAUAGAUAUGUUGAAUUCUAGUUAUAAUAUUAUCAUAGAAACUAUCAUAGAGGUAUGUAAUCUCAUUAGGUCAAAGGUCAUCUAUAAAUAAACAUUGACCUUUAAUGAUAAUGUAACAAUAGAAACCGUUGAAAUGUUAAUUCUGUAUAGAUAAGAGGUUAUUCAAGAGCUUUGAUGUUUUAUUGUAACCGUGAAAGAUUUUCUUAAUCAAGGUCAUUGUAUAAUAACCCAAAGGGAUACCAUUUAAGAAUUUUAUUUUCAAUCACAAAUUUAAAUAGUGGAACAAAUUGUAAAGAUAUGCAGCCAUUUUUAGCACAUUUACAAACCAUUAUGCCUAUUUUUACUAACAAUGAACCUUUGUAAAAGUAUUGCAGUGAAAAACAGGCUAGAGGCGUCUAUAUAAACUUCAGUCUUACACUAGUCAUUUAUAGGAUAGCGGGUGUAUAACCUUUUUAAGAAGAAAAAGGUCAAAGGUUAUGGGGAAGACUGUAAGAUUAUUUCAUGUAUAGAAUGUAUUUUUUCAGCUACUAUUGCAUGUAGACUUGCAUUUCAAUAAUUUGUUUUAUCAUCUAUCAGUCAGAGUUAGUUUUAAGACAAUGUUUUAUGAACAAUUUAUGCCAUACUGAUAAAAA
Ruditapes philippinarum (Manila clam) is the source of this 2387-nucleotide messenger RNA. Its product is annotated as lysophosphatidylcholine acyltransferase 2-like. The coding region runs from base 148 to 1662 and encodes 504 amino acids. Gene Ontology annotation, molecular function: calcium ion binding. The record is from RefSeq and is a predicted model, not a curated record. NCBI's taxonomy places the organism in Eukaryota, Metazoa, Mollusca, Bivalvia, Venerida, Veneridae. The transcript has 13 exons.